UUCCACUUCACAACUCAUUCCGUCCACAGCAUUAGCCAACAUGCGAGUCACAUUACUCUCAGUGGGCGUAUUCGCCUUACUCCUCAACGGAACCCUGGCCGCAACCACCGGUCUGGACACCCAGAAACACUUCGAAGACGACGACAGCCAACUCACCCCCAUCAACCGUAAGAAGAAGUCGACCACCACCACCUUCUGCGUCGAGAUCAGACCCAGUGGACCAUCCCAACGACCAUUCCAGGUAUGCGAGCCAGCCUACGCAGCGCCUGCACCAGCAUAUCCUCAAGCAGCCUACGCAGCACAGCCCUACGACGCCUCUGCCUACCCUAAACCUGAGUAUGCAGCUCCCAAACCAGGUUACGCAGCUCCAACCAAGCCAGCUUAUGCUCCAGCAGCUCCAGCCUAUCCAACCAAGGCUCCAGUUUACAAUGCUCCAGCCACCAAAGGAUAUACCUCACCCCAUGCAGCCUACAGCUCAUACCGCGCUGGAGAUGGUGACAACAGCAAGCACGACAGUUCCACCGGCCACCACACCCACAGGGCAACUGAAGAGAGCAAACCCGAGGACAUUCUGAAGUCUGAGAACGAGGAGAUGGACACGAUGAGGAGCGCUGAAGAAGAUGCCAUGAUGAACACCAUCGAGGUCGACGAGGGUACCAUGGCCAGGCUAAGCGAGGACGAGGAUGAAGAUAUGGAAGAACACAUGAGAUCUGCCUAUGAUGGAGGUUACGGUGGUGGAUACGGAAUGCCCCCUGCCUACAUGCCUGCCCCCAAAGGAAAGAAGUUGAAGAAGGGAGGUCACGGAGGACUUGUGAUCACUUGCCAACCCAACCUCGCAGGAUACGCCCCAGCAGGCCCUCAUUAUGGUGGAAGUUAUGGAAGUUACAGAGCUUCAGCUAGGUCCUACGGUUAUCCAAGGCCUUACGGAUAUCAACAGCCCAGCUACAAACCUCCAGUUUACUCUACUCCUGCUUAUCAGACUCCAGUGUAUAAGGCUCCAGCUUAUACUCCUCCAGCGUACAAAGGACCAGUUUACAAACCAACCUACUCAGCUCCAGCAUACAAGGCCCCGACUUAUCAGGCACCUGCACCUUACUCACCACCAGCCUACAACGCACCCAGUUAUGCUCCUCCAGCUUACAAGCCUCCCCAGGCAUAUCAACAGUACAAAGCACCAGCACCAAUGUAUGGCCAGCUUGAUGUCGCCCCUCCACAGUACAAGGCUCCUCAAUACCAAGCUCCAGUGUAUAAACAGCCAGCUUACACUCCACCCCAGCCUUCUUACAAACCUCAAGCGUACAACCCACCUGCACCUGCCUAUCCUCCACCACCAUCUUAUAAACCUGCUGCUUACCCAGCACCAGCUCCAGCUUACAAACCUCAACCUCCUCCGUAUAGCCCACCAGCUUACAACCCACCUGCACCUUCCUAUGCCCCACCUCCAGCUUAUAAACCCGCCGCUUACCAAGCUCCAACUUACAAACCCCAACCAGCUCCUGUGUACAGCCCACCUGCACCUUCUUACCAAGCACCAGCUCCAGCACCUUCUUAUUCUGCACCAGCACCAGCGCCAACCUCAAGUUCUUACCAAGCUCCAGCACCAGCUCCAUCCUACAAAGCUCCAUCUGCUUACAAACACCCAGAACCCUCUUACUCUGCACCUCAACAAACCUACUCCGCUCCACCAGCAUACAAAGAGCCUAGUUAUCCUGCUCCUUCUUACAGUCCUCCUCCAAAGUACACUCCCCCACAAACCUACAGGGAAUCAGAAGGAGAGGCUGAGAAGAUGGACUCUAAGCCUGAGAAGAUGUCAAACGAGGCGAAGGAAGCUCACACUAUGAUGAAGAUGACGGAGAUGGAAAAGAAGAGGUCAGGAUCUGAGUGGAACUCAAGGACUGAAGAUCACAAAGAAGGAGAUGAGACUGAGAUGAAGACCAAGGCCAGAGCCAAGGAAGAAGAGAUGGCAACCGCCACUGACAUUACUUCUAUGGUUGCCAGUUCUUGGAGCGAGGGAGGUAGUGGAGGCAACUGGGAGGCCAGGAGAUCUUCAGGAGAUGCUGAAGAAACGAUGAAACGUAGUGAAAAUGAUACUGAAUAAUGUUUGUAGUUGUAGAUUGCUCAUUUUGUACUUUUAUAUUUGAAUAAAUAUGUUUUGAAUUAGUA
This is a messenger RNA of Harmonia axyridis, 2163 nucleotides long. RefSeq names its product extensin-like. Bases 41 to 2098 code for a protein of 685 amino acids. Lineage: Eukaryota; Metazoa; Arthropoda; Insecta; Coleoptera; Coccinellidae. The transcript has a single exon. The record is from RefSeq and is a predicted model, not a curated record.